CCGAACCCGCUGGAUGAGCUCCCACCCAGUCCAUUUGUGCUAGACGCCUUCAAGCGUGAGUACAGCAACACGGACACACGCACAGUCGCGGCGCCGUACUUCUUCCAGCACUACGACCCCGCCGGCUACACGACGUUCUGGUGCCGCUACAAGUACAACGAGGACAACAAGAUGCAGUUCAUGACGGCGAACCUCAUCCGCGGGUGGUUCCAGCGCAUGGAGCACACACGCAAGUACGCCUUCGGUGUGGCGCUCAUCAUUGGUGAGGAGAAGAAGCACGACAUUGUGGGCAUGUGGGUGUUCCGCGGCAAGGGCAUGCCCGAGAUUGUGCGCGAGGUGGAGGACACGGAGCUGUUCGACUGGGAGGAGAUCCCCGACGUGACGGCGCAGCGGGAGCGCAUCACGGACUACCUGUGCUGGGAGGGCCCAACGAUCCCGAAGCCGGUGCUGGAGGGACGCGUGUUCAAGUAA
Trypanosoma theileri is the source of this 471-nucleotide messenger RNA. Its product is annotated as putative elongation factor 1 gamma. The annotation marks the transcript as partial. The transcript has a single exon. The record is from RefSeq and is a predicted model, not a curated record. Gene Ontology annotation, cellular component: cytoplasm; nucleus. Gene Ontology annotation, biological process: translational elongation. NCBI's taxonomy places the organism in Eukaryota, Euglenozoa, Kinetoplastea, Trypanosomatida, Trypanosomatidae. Gene Ontology annotation, molecular function: translation elongation factor activity.